UGACAACUCCAAGGGACCCCAAACUUGGGGGUGGGGGCUUGAAUGCUGGGGUGAGAGAAGGAGAGAUGCAGGGUGAGGAGGGGAGACGAGUAGGGGUAUGUCUGAAGCGCUCCCCAACUCCUGCCCCGGUCCCUUUAAGCUCCCCCCCCUCCCAGCUCUCCCUCCUUUCCACCCCCCACCCCCGCCGCUGUCUUCUCUCCAUCUCUUGUGCUGCUGCUGGCUGCGCAAUCUGUGCACCCAGACUCCGACGCCAGUUGGGGACCCAGACUCCAGCUGCAGGGACCCUGCCCCAGUGAGACCACAAGCAUGUCAUCGGAAAAGUCAGGCCUCCCCGACUCAGUCCCUCACACCUCUCCGCCACCCUACAAUGCUCCCCAGCCACCGGCCGAACCCCCCGUCCCGCCCCCACAGGCAGCCCCCUCCUCGCACCACCACCACCACCACCACCACUACCAGUCUGGCACCGCCACCCUACCGCGCUUAGGGGCUGGCGGCUUGGCUUCUGGGGCCACCGCUCAGCGUGGUCCCUCCUCCUCUGCCACUCUGCCACGACCCCCACACCACGCCCCGCCCGGCCCGGCCUCCGGGGCGCCCCCACCUGGCUGCGCUACCUUGCCCCGCAUGCCACCCGACCCUUACCUGCAGGAGACUCGCUUCGAGGGCCCACUGCCCCCACCACCGCCCGCCGCCGCGGCCCCGCCCCCGCCGGCGCCCUCCCAUACUGCCCAGGCCCCCGGCUUCGUGGUGCCUACGCACACCGGGACGGUAGGCACCCUGCCGCUGGGGGGCUACGUGGCCCCCGGCUAUCCCUUACAGCUGCAGCCUUGCACUGCCUAUGUGCCAGUCUACCCAGUGGGCACGCCCUAUGCAGGCGGGACCCCGGCGGGAACGGGAGUAGCCUCCACGCUCCCCCCACCGCCCCAGGGUCCGGGGCUGGCCCUGCUGGAGCCAAGGCGCCCGCCGCACGACUAUAUGCCCAUCGCUGUGCUGACCACCAUCUGCUGCUUCUGGCCUACAGGCAUCAUCGCCAUCUUCAAGGCAGUGCAGGUGCGCACGGCCUUGGCCCGUGGAGACAUGGUGUCUGCCGAGAUCGCUUCUCGCGAAGCCCGGAAUUUCUCCUUCAUCUCCCUGGCGGUGGGCAUCGCAGCCAUGGUGCUCUGUACCAUCCUCACCGUGGUCAUCAUCAUUGCCGCACAGCACCACGAGAACUACUGGGAUCCGUAAGGACGCCCUCGGCCCCUCCCCGCCCUGCACCCCUCGGCCUCCUAAGCGCGUUCUGCAGUCUUGCCGUGGAUCCAAUGGGCACCCUGCACACCCGCCCCUGGGGCUACCGGACUUCUACACGUCCUGAACUCGGACUCCGCAGAACCUCUCGCCUUCCUGGCACGCUCCAAAUCCAGUUCCUCAGGAACCCCGCCAAAGCCCACACUCCCACAGACGCCGCUUGCGCCACACCCUCAAAGACGCCGCUUCCCUGGAUCUCAGCCAAAUGCUGGCCCCCAGUCGCUCCAGACCCCCAGCCCUUCUGAAUGCAGCGCCCCUAGUGGAGCUCCCUGGGUGUUUGCUGCGCCGCUUGGAGACUAGUCCCCCAAACCCCUCCUCCUCUGUAGGCCCCACCCCGCUAUGGCAAUGUCCCGCCUCCAGGCUCCCACUGCGCUUUCUUCUCUUCUUGCGGCGGUGAUUGGGUUUGUGGCCCCAGACCGAGUUCCCAGACAGACUCUUCCCCUUUAACUGGCGCUAGGACCCAGCACCGGGGUAGGAAGGAUCCCCAGGCUCACUCCGGGUUUUUGUUUUUCUCUUUUUUUUCUAGUAGUUUUCUCAUCUCCCACCCCAUGUCUCCACCGAUUUUCCUGCUAAUUCCAGAACCUCUAUUUUUGGUUUGUUUUGAUUUGAUUUGGAAUGAGAUUUGGGAGGUUCCUAGUUUAGGACCCUUCUCCCUGGGAUGAAGAUUGCGUCCCGUUCUCUGUAAAUACUCCUUUCCACCUCUCCCAACCCCUGAGUAGCCAGGCAGAAGGGACCUCAGGGUACCGACCUUCCAAUGUCCGGAGGGAGCCGGCCGCUCCCCACUUCCCUGGGCAUUUCCCAGUUUAUUCUGAUCCAUGUGUGAGUGUGUGAGUGUGAGUGUGUGUGUUUGUGUGUGUGUGUGUGAAUUUCUGAAAGACAUUAUUAAAGAGUCUAAGUCUAUUUACUAACCGCAAUUCCGAAGACUGAAGCUUUGCAAAGACCCUGCUCUUUUGGUUCCCCAUUUCCACCUCCCCUCAUUUCUCCUUGGAGUGUGGUGGGGGAAGAAAACUGACAGACAAACUAACAGAGGCAGAUUUCCGGGACACCAGAGAGACACACAAGUACAGGGAGAAGGGUUCCUCAGGAUACUACCUGGGACGAUCUUGCGGUCCAUUCUCAGUGGGGAUUUCCCCAACACACAUUUUCCACUCUCUACCACACUGGGCUUAGGGUUUGGAGAGGGAUAAAAUACAAUGAGAUCCAGGGAUCUAUCCCUAGGACUCCAGGAAGUCAGGAGGAAAGAAGAGGGCAGACCAUUCUGAAGAAGUUGGUCAGAGAUAGGCUGGCAGGGGCAGAGAAAAGAUGCCAGCUACCCACAGUGGUUCCUGUUUAGGGGCUGGAAGGUGACAGACAACUUGAAUUAGAACCCUAAGUGGUGUGUUGUACAAGUAUAGGGAAGGCAAAGGGAAAAGAGCUGUGAGAGCCUGUCUCAGUCUAUGUCAGCUGCUAUAACAAAAAUAGCACUGACUGGGGUGGCUUAUAAACAACAGUAAUUUAUUUCUCAGAGUUCUGAAGGCUGGAGGUCUGAGUUCAGGGUGCUAGCACCAUCAGGUGUGGGAGGGCCCUCUUCUGGUUUGCAGACUUCUCAUCAUAUCUUCACAUGGCAGAAGGGGUGAGAGAACCCUGUGUGGUCUGUUCCAUAAGAACACUAAUCCCAUGCAUGAGGGCUCACCCUCAGGACCUAAUCACCUCCCAUAGGAACCACCUCCAUAAGAGUACCAUCUCUGCACAUUGGGAUUUUAAUGUAUGAAUUUUGGAGGGAACACAUUCAGACUACAGCAGAGCCCCAAGGAGGAGGUCUCUGAAAUCCUCUUAAAUCCAGUUGGGUCUAUUUGUCCUCUUCUACCCUGAGGGCAGGUCAAGGGGCCUCUUGGGGAGGGGAGGGGGCACAAGCAGUGGACUUGGAAUCUUUGGUUGUACACCUGAAGAACAUGGUCCUAUCCUGGCUCCAUGCAUUCAGACAGUGUGCGGAUACCAUGCAGGAUGCUGGUGAGACAUCUGCUGAGACAGCAGAUGAGAACACUGGCUUCAUGGAGUUAAACUAGAAAUAGGAGACAUGGGAAGAGGAUGGGAUGGGGUGUGCAAAUCAUAGGUUCUCCAUUAAUUUUUUAUCUUCACCCCAAGGACAU
Messenger RNA from Phyllostomus discolor (pale spear-nosed bat), 3413 nucleotides. RefSeq names its product proline rich transmembrane protein 1 (gene PRRT1). The record is from RefSeq and is a predicted model, not a curated record. The transcript has 4 exons. NCBI's taxonomy places the organism in Eukaryota, Metazoa, Chordata, Mammalia, Chiroptera, Phyllostomidae. Gene Ontology annotation, cellular component: membrane. The coding region runs from base 307 to 1224 and encodes 305 amino acids.